AUGCAUACGAACCUAGUCCUCGGAACCACUGUAGCUGCAGCUGCUAUUGGCUACUUCUUCAAACCUAAAAAACCAAAAACCGAGCUCGAGGUAAACUCGGUGCCCAUCCCAACCGUCCCCUCUUAUCUUCCUCUCCAGGUCGAUAGUCUUCUCAAGUAUAUCUUUUCAGUAUACGCUGAAAAAGAUGAAUUCGAAUACUUAAGACAUCUUUCAGCUCAAUACGGAAAUACCCUCAAUUUUCGCGGUUUCAACGAGGAUUUAAUCAUUGUUUUGGAUCCCUCGAGCAUUCAGCACAUUCUAGCUAAAAACCAGCCAAAUUAUGAAAAGGGCGCCGAAUUUCAAGCGAUAUUCCAUGAUUUCCUUGGUAACGGUAUUUUCAAUGCUGAUGGUGAAACUUGGAAGAUUCAGCGACAUCUCGCAAGGCCUCAUUUUCAAACAUCCGAGUUUAGAGAUGCAGCUCUAAUCAACAGACAUGUAGAUGAGCUUUUAAAGGUGAUUGACAAGCAUCUUGCCUCUAACCCUGAAAAGCCUAUUGAAGUCCAGAGCCUUUUCUGCAGAUUCACUCUUGAUGAAGCUACCGAAUUUUUGUUUGGUGAGGCUGCGAAUGCCCUCCAGGAUGAGGACAAUGACUUCGCCACUGCAUUCAAUUAUACCCAAGCAAUUACAGGCUGGCGCUUCCGUGUACCUCUCUGGAGAUAUGUGGUACCAACCAGACGAUUCCUAAAGGAAAUCAAAAAGUUGGAUGAUUUUGUGUACAGGAUCGUCGACAAAGGCAUCGCCCGUGAGGAGGCACGUACAAGGGAACAGGAGAAAAAUCCAUCCGAUGAUGAACAUGGGGGAAAAGGUGGACAUGAGAAUCUUCUUGACCACUUCUUGAGCCAGAGACAAGAAUACGGCUUUGACAGAGAAUACCUUCGUGACAUGCUCCUGAACUUCCUGCUUGCAGGUCGAGACACAACGGCCUCUCUCUUAACAUUCACCGUGUGGGAACUGUCAAAGCAUCCACAUGUCCUUGAAAAACUUAAGCGGGAGGUUGCUGAAGUUGUUGCAAGCGGUACCGCUCCAAGCUAUGAUGACAUUAAAAAGCUCAAGUAUCAGAAGCAAGUGAUUAACGAAGUACUCCGACUUUACCCUCCAGUCCCAUAUAACACAAGACAUAGUGUGGAGGAAGAUGUUCUUCCAAAUGGAUACUACAUCCCGCCGAAUACAACUGUGGCCUAUGGUGCGUAUUCUACUCAUCGUUUAGUUGAUCUAUGGGGAGAUGAUGCACUUGAGUUUGAUCCUGAUCGUUGGGGACCUGAACGUGUGGGUAAAAUCAAGCCUUUCAUGUUUGUGCCUUUUCACGCGGGGCCUAGAAUCUGCUUGGGUCAAAAUUUGGCAUAUACAACUGCUCAAGUGACACUAACACGACUUUUGCAGAAAUACGAUAUCAAAGCAUCGCCUGGUUUCAAACCUGAAUUGAUGGCCGAUAUUGUUUUGUUUUCUCGCAACGGGGUUGAAGCCGUGCUUGUGAAGCAAGAUUUGUCCGAAAUCUGA
Lobosporangium transversale is the source of this 1536-nucleotide messenger RNA. RefSeq names its product cytochrome P450. NCBI's taxonomy places the organism in Eukaryota, Fungi, Mortierellomycota, Mortierellomycetes, Mortierellales, Mortierellaceae. Bases 1 to 1536 code for a protein of 511 amino acids. The record is from RefSeq and is a predicted model, not a curated record. The transcript has 7 exons. Gene Ontology annotation, molecular function: oxidoreductase activity, acting on paired donors, with incorporation or reduction of molecular oxygen; heme binding; monooxygenase activity.